AUGCAGAGACCAACUGGAACGAAAGCGCCUAAAGAGCUCGAUCUCGAGUGGGCUGCCCGCGAGCUUGUACCGUUUCUGGAAUGGGCCUUUGGUGAGCAGUAUGGGCGGUCGCAAAGAACGAAGGCCUAUUGGGUUGAGAAAGUGCUCUGGGCGAAGGACAGGAUAGAUAGUGUGACAUACUACAUAGACUUCGCCUCGACAAUCGACACCCUUCGCCUUUAUCUCGUCAACAAGGCCCAUCUCACACCAAAAGAGUUGCUAGAGUUUUCAGUCGUCGCUGUCAAGGGCGAAUCGUUGUGCAUUCGCAUUUUUGUUCACUACGCCAUGCGACAUUGCAAUUACGAUCUGUACUCACUGGGCACACACCAGAGUCCGUAUUUCCCACGUUCGUUAACGGUCCCAAUACCUAAGCAUCCCCAUAUCAAGCUCCCCGAAUCAGAAUAUGAAGCAAUCAUGGCCGAAAUCCAGAAACAGCUGAAUAAGAAUUCCUGCACCACCACUGGAAGAGAAGGAAGUGGCCGGGAAGGCAGUGAGCACAGGGUUGGCGGUGAGCUGGUUCGUAACAGGUUCUCGAAUGCUGGCUCAGAUGCAUCUUCAACGCAAUACUCGUCUGCGUUGUCUUCGAAUUCAUCUCAAACGCAGUCAAAGCCCAUCGAUCGGUAUCUCCGAGCUCCUGGUACUCUGCCAAAAUAUAACACAUCGUCUGUUGUGCUGCAAGAAUCUCACAUACCGUCUGCCACGUCGCAAGAAUCUCAAGUAUCGUCUACCGCGCCGCAAGAUUGGCAAAAUCAUCCCUCGAGCUCACAACAGGGGUAUCUUCCUCCUCAUGGCCCAUACCCCGGUCCUCGCGGCGUACAUGGUCCCAGUGUUCCCGCGACAACGCAGACGAGUAUGUCACAGUAUCACCAACAAUAUCCGCCGUCCAUGCAGAGUCAAAGCCUUUAUCCACCACUGCCCACCAAUUGGCCUUACAAUUCACCGCGGACAGAUCACAUGAUGUCGUAUUAUCCCUCUUGGACCAACCCAAUUAUACCAGAGAUGAGCAACCCUUAUGUCGCUUGGCCCCCGCCAGCAGCCAUCGCAAAUCAGCACAUGACGCAUAAUUUCAAUCCUGGACAAGAGCAACCUACUCUCGCUCAUACUACUGCGCAUACAUACGUGCCACAUCCUGAAACUAAAGAGUUCAUACAUGAAGCUGCGCGUAAAUCCGGAUUGCUCCAGGAACAUCACUCUCGGACCAAUGUUUAUAAUGCUGCUCAUAUGGUUUCUUGUAUGGCUCCUUGGUAA
Bipolaris oryzae ATCC 44560 is the source of this 1287-nucleotide messenger RNA. RefSeq lists its product as uncharacterized. The coding region runs from base 1 to 1287 and encodes 428 amino acids. The record is from RefSeq and is a predicted model, not a curated record. The transcript has 4 exons. Lineage: Eukaryota; Fungi; Ascomycota; Dothideomycetes; Pleosporales; Pleosporaceae.